Messenger RNA from Sporothrix schenckii 1099-18, 1554 nucleotides. RefSeq lists its product as uncharacterized. The coding region runs from base 1 to 1554 and encodes 517 amino acids. Gene Ontology annotation, biological process: protein targeting to membrane; peptidyl-L-cysteine S-palmitoylation. Lineage: Eukaryota; Fungi; Ascomycota; Sordariomycetes; Ophiostomatales; Ophiostomataceae. The transcript has 3 exons. Gene Ontology annotation, cellular component: endoplasmic reticulum; Golgi apparatus. Gene Ontology annotation, molecular function: protein-cysteine S-palmitoyltransferase activity. The record is from RefSeq and is a predicted model, not a curated record.
AUGGCGCCGGCCCCCCGAGGCGCCGGUGGCGCCCGUCGCUCCGGCCAUGUCCACAGUAUUAACCCGACCGUGCGCGUCAUGGCUCUGAUCAUUCCGGGUUUCCUCACCCUCAGCGUUGCCUAUGUGCUCUACGCGGUUGCCGACUAUGUUCUCAUGAAGCAAUACUACAACGUUUUUGAAAAGCAUGACGUCGCCAUCGGUCUUGUCGUCACCUACUCCGUCAUUGCCGCACUGAUGGUGCUCACCUACAUCCGCCUCUUUACGACAAUUCAGACCGACCCUGGCGUUGUUGCGUUGGGUCCCGAAUCGGCACGCAACUACCACAACAUCAAAGCCAAAGCGGCCUCGGCCUCGUAUGGAGGGCCACGCGCCCGCGGCGACAUGGCUGCAGCCUGGGCCGACCUCCGUGCUAGUUUCGGCGGCAAGCGGGGCGCCGCUGGCAGCAGGCGGAGCGGCCUGGCCAACAAGACGGCGGCUCUUGGCAGCGACAAUGACAACGUUGACAUCGAGGCCGGCCGCGCCCACACGCAGCGGCAUGGUGGUAUUGGUUCGAAUUAUGAGGACACCAAUGCACCAGUCGUCCGCGAUCCCCGGCUUGAUCCGGACAGCCCCGGACUCGAGACGUUCUAUACAAAAGAUAUGUUUGAGUGUACUGCGGACGGCCGCCCCAUUUGGUGCAGCCCCUGCGGCACGUGGAAGCCGGACCGCGCCCACCACUGCUCGGAAAUCGGCCGUUGCGUCCUCAAGAUGGACCAUUUCUGCCCCUGGGUGGGCGGCAUUGUGUCCGAGACAACAUUUAAACUCUUCAUCCAGUUCACGUUCUACGCAACGCUUCUCUGCGCACUGACUGUCGGCACCUGUGCAGCCGCCAUGUCGGAGCGAAACAAACGCGGCUUGGGCUCGGACGGCCGCACUAUAGCAGCGUUGGCCUUGGCCGCCGUGCUCGGCCUGUUUUCGUUUGGCAUGUUUUUCACGUGCUUUAAUUUCGUGAUGCGCAACCUGACGACUGUUGAAAGCCAUCAACUGAAAGACAGGGUCAAGAUGAUGGCGGUCCGUGUCCGGCAGGGCUCGGCGCCGGUCGUCGGGCGCUACAAUGUCGUCACGUAUCCUCUGCCCAAAGACCCGGAGCUGCUCAGGUACGGACUGACGUAUCAUUCCCCACAAACAGGCGGGGGGGUGAUUCCCAACACGGCGGUCCCGACUGAAACGGCGGCUGCCGCACCCACCGACGAGCCCGACCCAUUCAAGGUCAACCGCGAAGCCCGUGCAGCGCGCCGCCAGGCCCGGGAUGCUCUCGAUGCCCGGGAUCUGCUGGCCUUUCGUUCCUUUGCCAUUGUGCCCGUGCCCAAGGGCAUGCACGUUUGGGACUUGGGCUGGCGCGGCAACUGGGUGUCGGUCAUGGGCGCCAACCCGUUCGGGUGGCUGCUGCCGUUCCGCCGCUCGCCCUGCUGCAACCAUGACUCGACGGUCAGCUACUACAAGAUCAACCCAAAGUUUCUGCAAUACUGCAGAUCUCUCGACUUGCCACCGUGCCAGGAGAUGCACCAGAUGUGA